Messenger RNA from Paramacrobiotus metropolitanus, 2826 nucleotides. RefSeq lists its product as uncharacterized. Gene Ontology annotation, biological process: protein phosphorylation. Gene Ontology annotation, cellular component: cytoplasm. The transcript has 2 exons. Bases 720 to 2660 code for a protein of 646 amino acids. NCBI's taxonomy places the organism in Eukaryota, Metazoa, Tardigrada, Eutardigrada, Parachela, Macrobiotidae. The record is from RefSeq and is a predicted model, not a curated record. Gene Ontology annotation, molecular function: protein serine/threonine kinase activity; ATP binding; ATP-dependent protein folding chaperone.
CUUGAAUUCUGUUGUAUAGUAAUUACGUAGCAUUACACUGUUUCCACAGAAUGUCGCACCGAACAGACUGAUUCUGAUACGACGGUAUGAUUCUGAUACCGUAUCAUAAUAAAAGUACGCUACAGCUGCCCAGGUCUCCAGUCAAUUGUGAGAAGUUUGGAGUUGCGCAUGUUGCGCUUAACGAAUACCUAACCUUUAUUUCCGAUUUCGAAUUAUACCUAUUUGCGCCACAUGGCUUCGGAUUCCAUUGAGAUAAGCCCUCAACCAGCCGCUACACUCUUCUUGGAUUUCAACCCGGCAUUUAUUCGGGCAGCGGCUGAAUUACCAAAUGGACAUAUUCAGCAGCUAAAAUUCAAAGGCUAUCAAGAACUUUCUACUUACGUCUACUUGCAUUAUGGUACAACGGAGGAGCACCUUGCUGAACCGGAAUAUCCUACACACCCAAGGGCUCCAUACCAACUUCCGGGGAAAUUUUGCAGUCCCUUAAUACUGUUAAGCAGCGACAGAGUUUACGGAAACAGAAACGCUCUAACGACACCACUUUCAACAGAAUAUGGGAAUGCUUUCGACAGUAAAUGCCUGAUCGUUUCACAGUGUAAAGGAUUAUCAGACCUUAGCAGCAACAGCCUUCAUUAAUUUUUAGCCUUACUUUCGAUCCAUUAUCGGCAUUGAAAUUCUCCAACUCGCACGAUAAUAUUGUACAUCUGAAUCGUCAGUUCAUGACCAAACUACUAACGGCAUGUCAACAGCAAAUCGGGGAAAGCUGCACGAUUGCGAACUGCAUCAUUGCCUCAUAUAAUGUAGCGCAUUUUGAACAAUGUUUGCGAGAAGUGCUUCGUCAUGCCGAUUUUAACCGAAUGCGGUUCACAUUUAUAGAACGCCUGCAAGGGGAGAUUAGCAAUUUAAUCUGGCGAUUUCCGCGAUUAUCGCAACGCCCUACCACCGUCGCUGUAUUGCGAAUGAACGCGAGAUUUUCCAGAUGUUUUAUCUAUUCAGUGCAACCUGUUAGCUGCCAGGUGAUCACGCACUCCGAAAUAAAUUUUGGCGGAAAUGACAUCGACAUGACUGUGUUUAACUACUGUCUUGAUGAGUUCCGUAACAAUCAUUUUGCGAAGAGCGUUCGUUUCCCUCGAAGUAGCUUACAGCGUUUACUGCAGAACUGUGAGAGAGGUAAAAUUGCGUUGUCCUCCUCCAGAUGCGUCAUGAUUCGCGUGGAGAGUUUCUAUAGAAGAAUAGAUUUAGCUGUGACUCUGACCCGUGCUACGUUCAAUCACCUUAUCCUCGAUCGCUGCCUGGAUAUUGUCAGACAGUUUGCUGUCAAGAUCUGGGAUGUUGUCUGGCCGGACAUUGGGAAAAUUUCCCCACUGAAAACACAAAUGGCACUUGAAGGGCUUGAUAGCAAAGCUCCGAUAUUUUCUACGAAGACCGGUAACUCUUUUCAGCUAAUGCCACCGCAGACGCAUGAUAAGUUUGAACUGUUUCUGUUGGGAAAAAUUACCAGAAUCCCGCUUCUGCAACGACUUACAAGGACAAUGCUGAAAAAGCCAAAUGUAGCGGAAAGCACCAUUUGGGAUGAACUAGUAAUAGGUGGCUUGAAAGCUACUUGUGGUUCCCGUGAUACCGGGUUAGAUUUGCAUAGUGACGCUCCAGAUACAGCACCAAGCGUAGCCCUAGCGCGUGGAUUUUCGGGGGCGUUGCUUAGCAGAAAUUUUGAUGCAUACGGCAGUACUUGCACGUACCAUUACGAUCCUAAUACGGACUGGAUUGGUCAGGGAUCAUUCGGUGCUGUAUAUAAAGCCACCAUUCAAAAGCGGGGUGAUUUUACCGGGUCAAACACCGUUGCUGUCAAAAAGAUGUUUAUGGCGAAUCCCAAAAAGCGAUCUGCUGCAUGGGAAACCGACGGCAGUUUUGGAGAUAACAUGCAUAGAUGGAAGACUUUACUGACGCUGAACCAUGAGCGGUUAGUUUCAUAUCACAAGAUCGUUCAUGGACGUUUGCCGACUGGUGGAGAGACUCUCGAAAUAAUGAUGGACUACUUUCCAGAUGGUGAUUUGGCUGGCUUUAUUGACGUCUCCUCAAGAAGCAGAGAAAGCUUUUCAGUAACAAAUGUAGUAAAUUUUGGACGGCAAAUCGCGGAAGGUCUGGUAUUCCUCCAUGAUAAUAAUAUCAUUCACGGAGAUUUAAAACCAGCUAAUGUACUUAUCCGACGAACUAAGGCAAGCGAGACUAACUUAUACAUCGCUGAUCUAGACGGACAAAUCGUCAUGGCUCAGGGAGAAACAUGCACCAAAGACGUUACGCACAUCCACGGAACGGCACGCUACAUGUCACCCGAGAUGGUGAGAACAUUUCUAGUCGGUGAGAGCCAGAAACCCGGUCGGAAAACCGAUAUCUGGAGUCUGGGUUGUGUAUUGGUGGAACUACUGGACUGCCACUAUAAAGUGGAAGAGACAUGGCUGUGUAGAAAAGUAGCCGACGCAGUUGCUGAAUACUUCAGAUCACUGGAAAAAGUAGGAAUUUCACUAUCUUGCACAAAAUUGCAGAUGGAUUUGUGCCCAUUGUGGAAUGCGAUGACCGGCACAUCAGUGACACGAUACAAAGAUGCCUUUGUGAAAAUAGUAGUAAUCGAAUUUCUUCUUCGGAUUUACUGCACACGCUAAACCGCAUUUACACCAUUACUGUGCACACCGGGUCUCCUGCGUUUCUACAAAAUAAUUGGGAGGCAGACCCGAGUUGAGCUUUGUAGAACGCCGGAUUUCUUAUAAAUUUCAUUAACAGAGUUGCCGGCUCAAGCUCUCAUUUAAACAAAUUAUUUGCCUCGCAGUG